Phlebotomus argentipes is the source of this 2386-nucleotide messenger RNA. RefSeq lists its product as uncharacterized. The transcript has a single exon. Gene Ontology annotation, molecular function: sequence-specific DNA binding. The record is from RefSeq and is a predicted model, not a curated record. Bases 419 to 1750 code for a protein of 443 amino acids. Lineage: Eukaryota; Metazoa; Arthropoda; Insecta; Diptera; Psychodidae.
AAAACUUGUCGAGCGUCGAGCAACACGAAAGUUAGUCAUAAUAGAAUGAGGUUCAACUUGAUACGGUCGUAUUCAGUGUAAAAUGAUUUUGUGGUGUGGCAAAAUCAAUUCAAAAUCCGUGUGCCUCCAUUUCAACAAGUUGAAUCAGGAUCACAAAACCUGCUCAGUUCGCGAAAAGUGAGUGAAUUGCUGAGGACUUUUCAGCAUUUUUACGCGAUUAGUGGACGAUCCAACGAAAGUGCCACUCCGCAAAGUGCUUUUUUUUCAUUCUUUCUGCCUCUUCUCAAUCGUCCGAUAACUUGAUUCAUACACUGAGAGAGGUUUUUUUUUUCGACGUGCCUUCUUGACUUUUCAUUGCGAUCGCGUGUGCGAGAGUGAGAGAAAGGAUUUUAGAUAGACAGAGAAGAGACACCUCGCAAUGGCGCACGGUCUAUCUCCGCUUAUAAAACGUGAAAUUGAGUGCAAACCCUCGACGAUGCCGUCCAGCGGAUCAGGAUCCACCUCACCGGCCGCCGCCAAGAGCGUCACACUGAGUGGGGCGACGAAGAUGGGCUCACGGCGGAUAUUCACGCCGCAAUUCAAGCUCCAAGUGUUGGACUCGUAUCGGAAAGAUCACGACUGCAAGGGCAAUCAGAGGGCCACGGCAAGAAAGUAUGGCAUCCAUCGGCGGCAGAUCCAGAAGUGGCUGCAGUGUGAGUCCAAUCUGCGAUCGAGCGUUAUGCAGGGGGGCGCUGGUGGCGCUAGAGGUGGCAGCGCCACAGCGGUGAUUCGCGACUAUGCUGAGGCAAGUGUGGUGCCGUCCUUGGAUAUCAGCAGACACAGCGUCGUCACUCUCGGUUUCUCCAGUUCCACCAGCGUUCCGUAUGCGCCUCCCGAUGCACACCACGAAUCGUCGUCCUCCAGUGUCUCCAAUUCGCCCGUGCCCCUCAUGGCCCCCGUCACACCCCCGGCCAUGUAUCCGCCAAUGAUGCCCUACGCCAUGUCAACGUCCUUCCAUCGCGAGAUGCGACCCGAGGGCCCCAUUGAUCUGUCGAUGGCGCAUCGGGCGCGCAACGAGCCGACGGACGCUCGGGUGCCCGCCGUGAAGUGCGAGUGGCGUCAGGAGGAGGCCAUACUCCGGACGCACUCCGCCGUCUCCAGUCCGCCACCCGUGGAUCUGUCCUGCCGCAACAAGAGGAAGCUCUCCACAUGCUGCUCCUCCGGCGCCUCCUGUUCCUCCUCAACGUCCUCCUCGCCGUCGCCCAACGCCGUGACCCCGCCAAAAGUUGUGAAACUCUUCAAGCCAUACCUCGAUAGCGAUGGCGAAGACGAAGCGUCGAGUGCCUGUGAUGAUGUGGGUGACUUUAAAAAAAGUCCCACGACUACCAAUGAUCCAAUCAUCUGGAGUCACCAUCCGUGCUCGUCACCGCUGCUCUAUGAGAACAACAAUGUCUUCGCCUACGACUACAACUUCUACCCGAGCCCACCGUAUCACAACAUGGCGGCGGCGUGUGCGCCUCCACCAGCGCCAUACGGUGACUACAUGUACAGCAGCUGGUCACCCGUGGAUGGGGCGUACAGCUCGGGCUCCGAGUCCGGCGAGUGGCCGGCGCCGCACCUCGGCGUCCAGCCGUACAACGUGGACUUCAAGCUCAAGGCCAUCGAGACCUACUACCCGGAUGUGGCCUGUCGCUCAGAGCAGUGCAUCCAAGUCCCGCCCAAAUACGCCAUGAGCCACCACGCGGACAAGUGGCUGAAGCAGGAGCAGUGAUUGCCGUCGGCAAGCGCCAUAAGCGACAGGAGCAAGAUAAGACACUAUUUAGGCAGCAUCCCUCCCCUCCUCCUCCUCCCUCCUCCCCACCCCAGGCAAAUACAGUAACGGUUGGAGAGGUAUUUAAUGAAAAUAGCUUUAAUCCCGUAGCAUUAAACACUUUUUUGUUCUGUUUCUUCAUCUGUCUGAGAAAUUAACACCUAGGCUUAGCUAUCAAAGUUUUCAGAGCGUUCAUCAACAGGGAUAUUUUUGUUGAAAAAAAAGGGGUUGCAAAAUGAGAAGCGAUGAGGAAAAAUGUGUGAUAUUUUCCUUCUCUGAAGAAAAUGUUAGAAAAAAAAAGAAAUCAAAACGCUGUAGAUCUGCAAUAAGUCAGCCAAUAGCCUGAUUAACUUGAUUUCGCCUAUCAUCAAUGAUUCUUUAUUCGCAAUUUAUGGAAAUUGAUAGGUUGGAAUCGAUGAAAAAAGUCGAAUGUGACGCAACAUUUGAGAUAAACAAUAUCAGGCGGUGUGAAAAAUGUGGAAUUUCCAAGAAAAUUCAUUGUACAAGGGAUCUGUGGACAAAACUUGAUAAUUCAUUGAUUUCUAGACUGAUAUGAGCUUUUAAACCGACCAAUAGAAAGUCAUUUCUUGAUAAAAA